UUCACUCUAGUCUUAUCGAAACAAUUGCCAAAGAAGAGUCGGUACUUACAUCAAAUUGAAAUCUGAAUUUGAUUUAAUCCACUAAAAUGGAACCUGCCGAGCUAUUCCACAUUUGUAUAUUUCGCUGGUUCCGCAAGCUUGCUAAGCUUGUUGGUGUGGAUCUUUUCGUUAGCAACUACGAACCGAAUGUAGUUACGUAUUCCAACAUGUCAGUACUUUGGUUAUUUUUAGCGAGCUGCCUGUGGACUAUUUACUCGCAUGAGUUUGACGAAAAAAUCAUUUGCUGCUCUACGCUUGCUUUUAAUUUUCAGGGAAUUGUUAAGUACUUCUGUUUCAUAAAAAAUAAUCGAUCGGUGAAGGACAUGUGCUACUUUUGCUCAAAAAUAUAUGAAGCAAAUACAGUACCCGGCCCAAACAAACAACUACUUGCUAAGUCAGUGAAAAUCAUAGUUUUCAUUUUCAAAAACGGCAUGGUCUUACUCCUCACGACUGGAAUGUUAACUCUGCUGAAGCCUGGCUUUGGUUGUAUCGUAUUUGGGAAGCUUGAUCCCAUUUUGCCCACCUAUUUUCCAGGUGUCGAGGAAGAAGAAGUCUACGGCUAUGUCAUCCUUGCAAUACUUCAUACGUACAUUGUGUUCAUAUUUGUAACUGGAACUGCUGGCAGUGAUCUCUUUUUGAUGACGCAAGUUAUUCACUCGUACACUAUGACACACAUUUUUCGCAAUGCCGUGAACGAGUUUAAUGGGCUUAUCGGGAGAAAACAUAGAUGUACAUCGGAGAAAGAAAUCCGCCAGUUUUUAAGGAAUUUGAUUUUGAUGCACAUUGAUUAUGCCAGAUUUACGAAAAUUUUGAAAGACGUUUACAGUGGAAUAUGUUUGAUCCAGAUAACAAUGGCAAACACUAUAAUGAUCGUUCUUGUAUACGUUAUUCUAAUGGUGAACUGGUUUCCCGCAUAUUUCCUAAUGGCAGUGGCGUUUUUCCAAGUGUUUGAAUUCAGUGUAAUGGGAACAGUUUUGCAAAUUGCGAACGACAAUAUGUUUGAAAACAUUUGCAAUAUCUCGAUAAUCGAUUUGCCGAUUGACGAACAAAAGAAAGUUAUUUUAAUGACCGCACUAGCCCAACAUCCACACGAUUUAACAAUCGGAGGAUUUCAGUCACUCAAUGUGGAAACGUUUGUCGAUUCGAUGAAAAAUACGUACUCUAUUGGUAUGCUUUUAGUGAACACGCAGGUGUAGUGAAUCCUACGUUUACUACUCACAGAAGCACUGUGAAAUCAUUGGUAAUUUUCACAAUUUUAGUCAAUUGAAUCUGGAAGGUAAAAAAAUUCGAAAACCUUUAAAUUGCACGAAAAUAAAUAUUUUAAAG
This is a messenger RNA of Bradysia coprophila, 1365 nucleotides long. Its product is annotated as odorant receptor 67d-like. Gene Ontology annotation, cellular component: plasma membrane. Lineage: Eukaryota; Metazoa; Arthropoda; Insecta; Diptera; Sciaridae. Gene Ontology annotation, biological process: sensory perception of smell; detection of chemical stimulus involved in sensory perception of smell. Gene Ontology annotation, molecular function: odorant binding; olfactory receptor activity. The record is from RefSeq and is a predicted model, not a curated record.